AUGACGUUUCGUAAGAAGGGCUCCAAGAACCCCCCACUCCUGAGCCUGGAAUUCAUCCUGCAGAAUCAUGCGGACUUUGUCGCCUGUGUGGGGAUGUUCUUCGUGCUGGGGCUCAUGUUCGAGGGGACAGCAGAAGUGUCGAUCGUUUUUAUUACUCUCCAGCACGGGGUUACCUUCCCUGCAGCCGAAGCAGAAGCAGAACGAGCCUCAGCACCCAAGUUCCUUUAUCACUAUGGUGCCAAAGACUUGGCCACCGUGUUCUUCUACACGCUGGUGGCGAUCAUCAUUCACGCCACCAUUCAGGAGUAUGUGUUGGAUAGAAUUAACAGGCGAAUGCAGUUCCCCAAACAGAGGCAAGGCAAAUUUUAUGAAUCUGGUCAGUUUAGCGUAUUCUUCCUUGUCUCCUGUAUCUGGGGCACAUUCAUUCUAGUCUCUGAAAAUUGCCUGUCAGACCUGACUGCCUUAUGGAAGGCUCAUACCCAUAACAUGAUGACAUUUCAGAUGAAGUUUUUCUACAUCUCCCAGUUGGCUUACUGGUUUCACGCCUUUCCAGAACUAUUAUUCCAGAGAAGCAGACCUCAAGAACUCUCCCAGCAAGCUGUAUAUGUUGGUCUUCACCUCUUUCACAUUGCGGGAGCUUAUCUCUUGUACUUGAAUCACCUGGGACUUCUUCUUUUGAUGAUGCAUUAUUUUGUGGAAUUCCUUUCCCACUCUUGCGACCUGUUUUAUUUUAGCGACGAAAAGUUCCAGAAGGAGUUUUCUCUAUGGGCCAUCGUGUUUAUUUUGGGUCGACUUGUGACUUUAAUUGUUUCUUUGAUAACUGCUGGUUUUCAGCUGGCCGGAGGGCAGAAUGGGAGUUCGGAUGACUCUGCUGAAGAUGUGAAUGUGUUGGCAGCUAAAAUUGCUGUUCUGUCAUCCAGUUGCUCUAUCCAAGCGUACGUAACAUGGAAUUUAUUUAAUGUCCAGCUUCAGAGGUGGAUGGAAGAAGAUGCUCCUCUUCAGGCCCCAAGUGUGAAGAAGAAACGUAUUAAGGGCAGAUUUUGUAGAAAAGGAAUGGAAAACGGUGUGGCAACUUCUAAUUGACUACUAGAUUCUCCCCAGAUGAGGAAAGAAAAGUCUUCAUAAUGAAUUUGCAAGUUAAUUGACUAAAGUCUCCAAAGAAGUCUGCUCUUGACUAUAACAUACCUUUCUUUGCUAAGAGAAGGAAAUGGCAACCGGUAUUCUUGCCAGGAUAGUCCCAUGGACAGCGGGGCCUGGUGGGCUGCAGUCAAUAGGGUCACAAAAGAGUCGGACACCACUGAGCAACUGAGCUCG
Odocoileus virginianus texanus is the source of this 1314-nucleotide messenger RNA. NCBI's taxonomy places the organism in Eukaryota, Metazoa, Chordata, Mammalia, Artiodactyla, Cervidae. The record is from RefSeq and is a predicted model, not a curated record.